GGUAUAUAAUCCUAUGCUGUCUGCCUAACCGACCUCUUAGACCUCUUAGACCUGACUUACCUACAUUAGGCACCUCGGCACCUUCAGGUACACACAGAAUACAUUACACAUAGGUGCAUGUAGGCAAACUCCAUCUCAAUGUCCGUGUUACCCGCUACAAAAUUAAGGCGACCUACCUGCGGGGGAGCUUGGCGGUGCUAGUACCUCCUAGCACUCUGAGUCCCUGGCCUGAGGGACUGGCCCACCCGAUGUGUAUGAGUACAGGUAGAGGGAGAUUUCUCUCUCUCUCUCUCUCUAGCUGUCUCUCAUCCUUCUGAGAAUGCCAUCCUUUCAGUAAUCGCCCGUGCAACCAGCUGGCUCUCUAGCACAGCAAUCACCUCUCAGCCGGACCGGUCCGACUUCGUGACUCUCUCGACGGCUAUGGUUUGUCCAAAUAAAACGGGGAUGGAUACACGGCAGCACCCAUAACGAACAAUGUGGGUGGUAAUAUUGCAUAUCGCAACGAGGAGAGGGGAGUACUGCAAUAUCCAGCUAGUCAGCUUAACAUUGGAAAUCCCACCUUCAUUUCAGCUGUCCAGAUUAUCCUCUGCUCGGAUUCAAUGGGCACCCAUAUAUAUAUAUACUAUACGGGUAUUAUAUACCUACUCGGUUCCCGGAUUCUCGCGUGCUCGUCUGCUAAUACCUAUGUGUAUUGCAAGUGUAGCGUACCUACGCAAGUAUGUCCAAACGUGGAAAUGGAUCCGUCACAUCUCAAGACAACACCACUCUCGGGGCACCUGCAGCACCUGUCCCAGCGCUGUCUUGAAACUAGCCAGGGCCGAUAUCCUCGCGGCCACCAAUUGGCACGCCAGCUGCCUCGGGUACCUGGCAGCGAUGAGGCCAGCCUCAUCUGCCCUUGUCGGAAUCUCCACGUUCACUCGCACUGCCGAAACCCAAGUGACAAUAACCUGGUAAGCCCUACCUACGUGUACACUACCUACAUGGGCAGGCUCGCUAAGGGUGUGUUCAAAACCCUCUCGCUCUCAAUCUCGCGCGCUCCCCUGGCCAUAGGUGUGACGUAUGUCUCGAUGAGGUGUGGCUAUCCCCCAUAUUGGAUUGCCGGGAGGCUUGGGUGGACGAGGUGGCCAGUUGCCAUGCCCUCACGCUGAGGCAGCAAAACCGGCCAGCGGGGGAAUCGAGGAUGCCAGCGUAACCAUAAAACAGCGCGUUGCAGCAGACAAACUGGCCACUCCCGAAGGGCAAAAGGCAGGCCAUUUAUCAGACGUACAUGCUGCAUUGUGUGCCUAGUAGAUGCUGUAGAACGCCUGCUCUAACGCUUAUUAGUGGCAUCCUGUCGGUUUCACCUAUUUUAAACGCAGUACAUGCGCGUAGGUCGGCGGGAUUGGAGACACGAGCAGAUGAAGUUCCCAUUUAUAGCGCGGAUGAGAAAAUUGCGGCCAUCAGAACCCAAGGAAACCCAAGGAAACCGGCGGCGCGAGAUAGAAGACAAUCCAAGCCACCGGAAGGCCCAUCGUGGGGGCCUAAGCUAAGCUGUGCUUCUGCC
Messenger RNA from Durotheca rogersii, 1543 nucleotides. RefSeq lists its product as uncharacterized. Lineage: Eukaryota; Fungi; Ascomycota; Sordariomycetes; Xylariales; Xylariaceae. Bases 600 to 1148 code for a protein of 182 amino acids. The record is from RefSeq and is a predicted model, not a curated record. The transcript has 3 exons.